CUUGAUGCCAUGUUGUUAUUAUAGGAGCAGCUUGAACUUGCCAAAAGAGAGAACACGGGUCUUCUUGAGCGGGAACGACAGCUCCAGCUGAAAGUGAAGAGUUUGCAGAACUCCUUGAAAAGCGAAAAGGAAGAGAUUCACAAGCUACAGAACAUUGUGUCCAGCCGGGCUAGCCAGUACAAUCACGAAAUGAAGAGAAAAGAGAGAGAAUUAAACAAACUGAAAGAGAGACUGAAUCAGCUCCUGGUCGACAAAAAGGAGAAGAGACUUGCGAUUGACGUGUCAAAUAAACUUGGAAGGGCAGACGGCAAGAGGAGCCUCUGGAAGACUGAGAAGACGGUAGCAAAGCACGAGGGGGAGAUGUACAAAACUCUGCUUCGGGACUACGAGAGCAGGCAGAAGGAGCUACUGCUAGAAAAUGCUGAAUUGAGAAAGGUUUUGAAGCAGAUGAAAAAAGAGAUGGUGGCCAUUCUCAGUUCCAGGAAGCCAAAUGUCAAUGGAGACAAACAGGACAACGGUGCUCAAGAAGUGGACUCGGAUGAGGAAGAAGAAGGGAUUGAUUCUUGUAAGGAGAGUGUAGAGCUGUUUAGUGUUCACGCUCGGGAGAAGUUGACCAACGGUGUUCGGCGUCAGCUGAAAAAAUUGAAGACCCACGUUGAGAGACUGGAUAGCCGAGAUGACAGCGAAGACACUGAGAAUGUUCCCCAAGACACAUCCAAGGAAAUGGGCAAACUAAGACUCGAGGCCCGGCAGUGUAAAGACUAUAUUCAGAAACAGCAACACCUCCUGCAGCAGAAACUGAGCGCUCAGUGUGAAGAGGAGACGUCCGCCAUGCUGGCCGAUUGCCACAUGUUCCAGGAGAAAGAUUGUCUCCGAGACGAGUGGAAGACCCUCGAGGGCCAGAGGAAGAGUUUUGAGAGGGAGAGGAGGAACUUCACAGAGGCAGCAAUCCGACUGAGUGAAGAGAGAAAGACCUUUGAGGAAGAACGCGCCACGUGGCUCAAACACCAGUUUUUAAACUCGAGCCCUUUUGCCGACUCCAAGAAACCACAGUCGCACUGUGCCUUUCAGACACUAGCUGAAAAAGAGCCCAGUAGAGCAUCGCUUCCUGAAAGGGCCGUCACCUCUCCCACCCCUGGAUGUGCACCAAGUGUAUCAUCCUCCACAUCGGACCUGCUUCACACAUUAAGCAUCAUCUGUGAAAACAGCUCCACCAAACCAAAGAGGAGCGAAGAUGCGGGUGAUGCCAGCUUCUUGGCAGCGCAGCACAAAUGGUGGAUUAGCGGCGGGGACCACAGCAGCCUCACGCUCACACGGAACAACGUCUCUAUCUGAGAAUAAAGGCCGAUGUCCAUGCACUGAGCUACAGUGCAUUCCAAAGUAUUGAGACUUCAGGAUUUUUGGGACCCAUGACCCGAGGGAGGAUAAAAGCAAUUGAAGAUGGAUGGAUGUUGGAGGUAUUUUGUAUGAUAUGGUCAGUUGUGGCCAUUUUGUUUUCAUUCAGAUGUUUUCUAUCGAGAUUUUGUGGAAAAUGUUUUCUCUUGUACUGUUUGGCUAUCAUAUUAGAGCCCUGGGGGUGUUCAGUACAAGAAAGAACCAUGUAAGGCUCAUUGGUUAUGGGUGUCAUUCGAAUGAAUGUUCUUUUUUUGUGUUUAGAGACACAGUAGACAUAUAUGAUAGUAACCUUUUUUUGUCUGAUGAUUAUGAGAUGAGUGUUCACACCUGAAAUGUGAAUUUUUCUAUUUCAAUGCAGACAAAUUUUUGAAACACUUCUGUAUGAAAUGUGUUUCCCCAUAUGCCUAUUUCAAAAAAAACAAACAGCCACGGGCCAACAAGCUUUCCUGUUCUUAUAUGAUGGCCGGAGGGGCGAGUAAAACUUGGAACCAUUCGGUGAACGAUACAGUAGACCCCUAUGGACCUUGGUUUUGCACUUGGUGAGUA
Messenger RNA from Hippocampus comes (tiger tail seahorse), 1941 nucleotides. RefSeq names its product afadin- and alpha-actinin-binding protein-like. Lineage: Eukaryota; Metazoa; Chordata; Actinopteri; Syngnathiformes; Syngnathidae. Gene Ontology annotation, cellular component: centriolar satellite; ciliary basal body. Gene Ontology annotation, biological process: intraciliary transport involved in cilium assembly. The coding region runs from base 190 to 1335 and encodes 381 amino acids. The record is from RefSeq and is a predicted model, not a curated record. The transcript has 10 exons.